Molecule: messenger RNA, 1790 nt
Organism: Dendrobium catenatum
Lineage: Eukaryota; Viridiplantae; Streptophyta; Magnoliopsida; Asparagales; Orchidaceae
Product: chaperone protein dnaJ 13
Exons: 13
Coding region: 103-1716 (537 amino acids)
Source: RefSeq, a predicted model, not a curated record
CUAAUAGUAAUAUGUCUAAAACCCCUGCCCCCGCAAAACAGUUUAGCAUCCACUCCUAAACCCUCGCGAGGAACUGCGAAAAGCGCAGAGGACGGGGCGGCGAUGCAGUCGUCGGAGACGCCGGAGAGAGACCUCUACGCUAUUCUUAACAUCUCGAGGGAGGCUUCCGAUGAGGAGAUUCGGAAGGCUUUUCGCCAAUGGGCUCAAGUUUACCACCCCGACAAGUACCAGGAUCCCGAAAUGAAGGAUGUUGCCACCGCUAAUUUCCAGAGGAUUCGUGAUGCUUAUGAGAUAUUGUCAGAUGAGCGUAAGAGAGAAAUCUAUGAUAUAUAUGGAUUGGAGGGGCUGAAUUCAGGGUAUGAACUUGGUGAAAAGCUUAGCAAACCAGAGGAGAUAAAGGAAAUGUUGGAGAGAUUAAGGCGGAAAAGAGAAGAAGAUAAGAUUUUAGCUCAUUCCAGGCCAACCGGUGCACUUCUUGCUAAUUUGUCUUUGCCCCAAUAUCUAGAUGGCGGUAGCAUUAUUAGAGGAAUGGCUAUGUCCAGUGAGGUACAAUCUCGAUUAUCCAAGCGAAACUCAUUGGCAAUAGGAGGAAAUUUGUCAGUCACUGGUGCAUCUGGGACAGGGUCUGCAUCAGCUAUGCUAAAGCACCAGAUUUCUUCAGCUGCUUCUGUAGAGUUUGUGGCUACUGCUGGGCUACGGGCAUUACUUAGCGUUCAAACCUCUCGUCAGCUUUCACAGCAUUCAUUGGCUACCUCUGGUAUUGCAAUAUCCUUGAGGGAUGGUUCAAUUAAUCUCACCAAUGCAUGGACUCGGCAAAUGUCAGAUAUAUCUAUUGCAAAUAUACAUCUUGUUCUAGGAACAGAAUCAGGUAUCUCUAUUGGUUGGCAAACGAAAGAUGACAAAACUUCGGCUUCUGGAGAAGUAAAGUUUGGUACAGCUUCUCUUGGGGCAUCAGCUCAAUAUAUACACCAAUUUUCUGCAAAGUCUCAUGGUCGGGUAUCUGGUAGAAUUGGAAGCACUGCCCUUGAAUUUGAAAUAGGUGGAGGACGGAUAAUAUCUGAGUUUAGUACUGUACGAUUAUUUUAUAAUAUUGGAAUUCAGGGAAUCUCCUGGAAAUUUGAGUUGCACCGUGGAGGCCAAAAGCUGAUAAUUCCAGUGUUGCUUUCCAGUGAGUUCAAAGCUUUGUUUGCAACAAGUGCAUUUGUGGUUCCAUCAUUACUUUAUUUUGUUCUAAAGAAGUAUGUUCUAAAACGUUAUCAUCGCAACCGAGAACGGCAGAAGGCACUUGAUAAGAUGGCAAAGUCAUCCAUUCAGGUGCAAGAAGCAAGGAAGGUCGCCAAGAAAGCACAAAAAAUACUAGAAACUGUUUCUAAUAGAAAGAAGAACAAGCAAUUGGAGAACGGAGGAUUGGUUAUUUCUAAAGCUGUAUAUGGAAAUCUUCAAGAAAUGGAACGAAGCGGUGAGCAUAGAGAAGAUCAUAAUGAUGAAGUGGCCUCUCAAGUUUUAGAUGUAACAUUGCCGCUCAAUUUUUUGGUCAAUGAUUCUGGAAAACUUAAGCUUCAUGAGGGCAUUAAAAAAUCUGGAUUAAUGGGUUUCUGUGAUCCCUGUCCUGGAAUUCAAAAGCAACUACUUGUGGAAUACACAUAUCGCGGUCAAAAUUAUCAGGUUGUGGUGGGUGACAGUGAAGAGUUGCUGAUCCCACAGGAAAGAACAUAGGGAUGUAAAAUAGAAUUUAUUGAUUUGUGAUUAAAUUUGAAUUUGUUUCCUCAAGCAAUUUUGUAUGCAAGAGA